Messenger RNA from Danio rerio (zebrafish), 1683 nucleotides. RefSeq names its product G protein-coupled receptor 184 (gene gpr184). Gene Ontology annotation, biological process: G protein-coupled receptor signaling pathway; signal transduction. Gene Ontology annotation, molecular function: G protein-coupled receptor activity. The record is from RefSeq and is marked validated. Gene Ontology annotation, cellular component: membrane; plasma membrane. NCBI's taxonomy places the organism in Eukaryota, Metazoa, Chordata, Actinopteri, Cypriniformes, Danionidae.
CUCUCAGUGCGAAGUGCAGCGGCCGAACCUGCUCUCACAGGGUCACAUUUGAUCAUCUCUGGGCAUGAAGCAUUAUUGAAGUGCAUGACACCCUCUUCAAGUCUGGAAAUCUCAGCUGUGCCACUUUUCCCAGAGGACAAGUAACUGGAACUGGGCUUGAGCAGCUUCUGGGAAACUGAAGUGGUUGGGGUUUUGUGGACUCUAGCCUGUGCUUGUUGGAGAAGAUUCCGUUAUUCACUCUGUUCUUUUGCAGAUGACCAUGAACGCAACAUCCAACUCAAACAACUCAUGUGUGAUCAUGAACUCAUUAUCAGGUCACCUGCUGAUGUCCAUGUACAUUGUCGCCUUCAUCCUGGGGCUGCUGUUUAACCUGGUCACCAUUGGUCCCAUAAUUCAGCAGAUCUACAGAAAGAAUGUUCUUGGGAUUUACCUAUUUAGCCUGUCCAUCUCUGAUCUACUUUACAUCCUCACUAUGCCUCUGUGGAUUUAUUAUUUCAACAACAACCACAGAUGGACAUUUGGCCAGGAGCUCUGUAGCCUGGCAGGUUUCUUUUACUACUCCAACCUUUACAUCAGCAUCUUUCUGCUUUGUUGGAUCUCCAUCGAUCGCUGCCUGGCCAUCACCUUCCCACUGCGAGUCCAAGCCUUCCGCCGGCAGCGUUAUGCCUGGAUCAUUUGUGGACUGGUCUACAUUUUUGUCAUGACAUUGCACUCUUUGGUUCUUUAUCUGGACAAGCUGUCCGAUCCACUAGAUGACAGUGAACAGAGGUGCUAUGAGACCUUCCCAAUGACGGAACGCAUUGCAAUGUUUAACCUGAUACGAGUCGGAAUUGGAUUUUUCUUGCCGCUUAUUGUUAUAACGGUCUGCUACUGCUUGAUCCCUACCAAGGUACAGCAAAGCAGAGGGGUUGACGAUCAAGGCAAGCGCAAAGUGAAGCUUCUGUCUAUGGGAGUCAUUGGUAUUUUCUCCUUCUGUUUUGCACCAUACCACAUACUCCUGAUGGUACGAUCCAUUGCCUUCUUUACUGUGGGAGAUAAACAAAGCUGCAUCAUUGAACAAAAGAUGUAUAUACCCUUCACUUGCUCCCUUGCGCUGUCUAGCCUGAACAGUGUGGUGGACCCAGUGCUCUAUGUUUUGGCCAGUAACGGAGUGAGAGAAGACAUGAAGUUUUUCUGCUGGAAAAACAAGACAAGGAACGCCACAAGAAGCCAACUAGUUGAUUCUAAACGGACGACAAGAAUGACCAACUGCUGUUAGGACUUAGAAUUCUUAGGACUUAGAAAGAAGAUUGGAGCCUAGUAAUGCUACUUAUUUGUAAUUGCUGUACAUAUCCAUUCAGGAGUGGGUUUAUAUGAACUUGAAAAUAAUUUUGUAGAAGGGAUCUAAGUGGCAACCAGUUGAACCAACAAUCUGACAAACAUUGUUUCAAUCUCUUUGAUCUAAAUAACUGAAUUGACUUUUUAAAAGUAGCCAACUGUAUAUAUCUGGAUCAUAGUGAUUUUAUUAUUAUUUGAUGAACUCUUGACACCAUGACUGCAAAAGACUCCAUAGUGCAGGUGUCAAUAGGGAAAAAAAGUCUUCUUUUUUUAAAACAUUUAUAAAUAAGCCUAAUUUAUGUCAAUGCUAAUUACUUGUUCUGAAAAUACUGACAUUGUAACAUUACAUAUUAAUGCCUGGUUAAA